Messenger RNA from Melitaea cinxia (Glanville fritillary), 729 nucleotides. RefSeq names its product craniofacial development protein 2-like. The transcript has a single exon. The coding region runs from base 1 to 729 and encodes 242 amino acids. The record is from RefSeq and is a predicted model, not a curated record. Gene Ontology annotation, molecular function: catalytic activity. Gene Ontology annotation, biological process: chromatin remodeling. Gene Ontology annotation, cellular component: nucleus. Lineage: Eukaryota; Metazoa; Arthropoda; Insecta; Lepidoptera; Nymphalidae.
AUGAACUUGCUCUAUAUAGUCACCUAUAAUGUCAGAACUCUGUCAUCCUAUGACCGUCUCAUAGAACUUAUAGAGUCAAUGAAAAACAAGAAAUUUGAUAUAAUGGGAUUAUCCGAAGUAAGGAAAGUCGGGAACGUAAUUCAAGAGUACGACGAUUUUAUUUUUCACUACGUAGGAGAAACAGCGGGACUGUAUGGGGUAGGUUUCAUAAUAAAAAAAUAUUUAAAGAAUUAUAUAGAAGCAAUAAUUGGUUUGUCCGAACGAGUCUCCCUAUUAUUAUUAAAUAUUAACAACUUUGAAUUGGCGAUUAUCCAAGUAUACUCUCCUACGGAUGCUGCUGACGACUGUUUAGUAGAACAAUUUUAUAUUACUAUCGAUAAAGCUCUAUUACUCGCAGGCAAAAAGAAAAUAAUAGUGAUGGGAGACUUUAAUGCUAAAAUUGGAAUGCCAUUGCCCGAUGAAAAAUUAAUAAUGAAGAAUUACGGCUACGGAAUAAGAAAUAUUCGAGGUGAGAGACUAAUUGAGUUUGCUUACGAAAACAAGCUAUCAGUCAUAAAUACAUUUUUCAAAAAGAAAACCAGAAAUAGAUGGACGUGGAGAUCACCAGAUGGAAAAACUAAAAACGAACUUGAUUAUAUUCUAUCUAACUUUCCUAGAAACUUUUAUAACAUCGAAGUCCUUAAUAUAACGUUUCCAUCUGAUCACAGACCACUAAGAGCUACAGUUUAA